This is a messenger RNA of Protopterus annectens (West African lungfish), 1809 nucleotides long. It is a transcript of the gene ACADS, whose product is annotated as acyl-CoA dehydrogenase short chain. Gene Ontology annotation, biological process: fatty acid beta-oxidation using acyl-CoA dehydrogenase; butyrate catabolic process. The transcript is spliced from 10 exons. NCBI's taxonomy places the organism in Eukaryota, Metazoa, Chordata, Ceratodontiformes, Protopteridae. The coding region runs from base 109 to 1350 and encodes 413 amino acids. Gene Ontology annotation, molecular function: flavin adenine dinucleotide binding. Gene Ontology annotation, cellular component: mitochondrion. The record is from RefSeq and is a predicted model, not a curated record.
GCUGCGGAUUAGAGUUAAAAAGGAUGCAAGCAGUCACACGGAACACUCUUGCAAUAGUGCCCGGGGGUCAGAAUUCACAAGGACGCAAGCUGCUGGCUGUGUGCAGCGAUGAUGGCCGUCCGGCUGGUAGCUAGGAUAUAUGGCUCUGCUACAAGAGCUUUAUGUUUUGGUGGUUGGCGCUCACUGCAUACAGUAUAUCAGAUGGCAGAGCUUCCAGAGACUCACCAGAUGUUGCGACAGACGUGCAGAAACUUUGCAGAAAAUGAGCUGAUGCCAGUUGCAGCACAGCUGGACAAAGAACACAAAUUUCCAGCAGAAAAGGUGAAGAAGAUGGGGGAGCUAGGACUGCUUGCCAUGGAUGUCCCUGAGAAGUACGGGGGUGCAGGCCUUGACUAUCUGGCUUAUUCCAUUGCUAUGGAGGAAAUUAGUAGAGGCUGUGCAUCUACUGGAGUCAUCAUGAGUGUUAACAAUUCAUUGUAUCUGGGUCCCAUCUUGAAGCACGGCACCGAAGAGCAGAAGCAGCAGUGGGUCACUCCCUUUACAUCAGGGCAAAAAAUUGGCUGCUUUGCUCUAAGUGAACCAGGAAAUGGCAGUGAUGCUGGUGCAGCCUCCACCACUGCCCAGCUGCGUGGUGACCAGUGGGUUCUGAAUGGUACCAAAGCCUGGAUCACGAAUUGCUGGGAUGCUUCUGCUGUGGUGGUCUUUGCUACGACGGACAAAUCCCUGAAGCACAAGGGCAUCAGUACAUUCCUGGUUCCAUUGCCAACACCAGGCCUCUCUCUGGGGAAGAAAGAAGAUAAGUUGGGAAUCCGUGCCUCAUCUACUGCUAACCUAAUCUUUGAAGACUGCCAGAUCCCAAAAGAGAACUUGCUUGGACAGCCUGGAAUGGGAUUCCGAAUUGCCAUGCAAACACUUGAUUCUGGAAGGAUAGGAAUUGCAUCCCAGGCACUCGGGAUCGGGCAAGCAGCUCUGGACUGUGCUGUGGAUUACGCUGAGAAGAGGAUUGCCUUUGGCUCACCAAUCUCAAAAUUGCAGGCCAUUCAGUUUAAGUUGGCUGACAUGGCUGUUGCAUUAGAAAGUGCCAGAUUGCUGACCUGGAGAGCAGCUAUGCUGAAGGAUGCAGGAAAACCUUACACAAAGGAAGCAGCAAUGGCAAAACUGGCUGCGUCUGAAUCAGCAACAUUCAUUUCUCAUCAGGCAAUACAGAUUUUAGGAGGCAUGGGCUAUGUAACAGACAUGCCAGCUGAGAGACAUUACCGUGAUGCCAGAAUCACCGAGAUUUAUGAGGGCACCAGUGAGAUCCAAAGACUGGUGAUAGCUAAUCAGGUCCUAAAGGAAUACCAAGGCUAGAAUCUACAGACAUCUGGAAUGAAGCAAUGGCCUUUGUCAUGUGACUGAGCGUGCUUGGCUUAGAGUGGAGUACCUUAUCACAGGAAUUGCGAGGCAAAGACUUUACUGUACUCAGUAGCAGGAUUUUGUCAGAUCUGCUUCUAGCAAGGAAGAGUGUAGGUUAUUUUCAGGAUAUGUUUCUCAUAGAUAAGCUGUUCUUCAGGAGACCUACAAUUCUGCGUUGCAUUAUAUAUUCAAGAUCAACAUUUCAUGUGUGCCUGUAUCACAGCACAUAGAGAAAAGGACUUAAAUGUUUAAUAUCUUCUGGUACAGUAAUGUUUAAAAGUGUUUUAGCUUUUAUAAAACGGCUUCUGAGAACCAGAAACAUCCCCAGUGUUGAUUGAUAGGAAUACACACUUGGAAACCUGAUUGUUACGUGAUAUUUUCUUAGCAACUGUACAUAAAUAUCUUCCUUCUACA